Messenger RNA from Paramecium pentaurelia, 1282 nucleotides. The record is from the annotation of a GenBank genome assembly. NCBI's taxonomy places the organism in Eukaryota, Ciliophora, Oligohymenophorea, Peniculida, Parameciidae.
AUGAAGAAAAUAUUACAUUUUUUUGAGUAAAUUGAAACUACAGAUAAUUAAAAAUCAUUUGAAGCAUUUACUAGAUGUAAAGGCAACAUCCUCUUAGGAGCAAAAGUUUAAUUAAUUAUAUCUUAUUAGAAUGACUUGCCUAAUAUUAUAGGAACUUUAAUUUUAAUUGUAAUUCUUAUUAUGUUGUACUUAAUUUUUAUAUUUCCUGCAGCACUAGAUUAUUAAUAUAAUGCUCUAGCAAUUAUAAUUGCAAUAUUUUGUAUACUUCCUAUCUUAACAUUUCUGAAUGUUACAAUGACAGGUAGGAUUUAUAUAUUAUUAUUUUUUAGAACCUGGGGUCUUGCUCAGAGGAGAUUUACCUGAUCCAAAAUUAUAAUAAUAAUAGUAAUUAGUUUAAGAACUUGAAUAAACUUCUUUAUCUAAUUAAAAUAUUUCAGAGGAAUAAAUAUAAAGAAAUGGAUAGAAUUAAAUUUUAUUAAUUACAGAGUCAUAAAAUUAAAUGGAAUAAAAUAUUGAAUUACCUAGUAUUUACAAAGUCAGAUAUUGUUCAACUUGUAAAAUUAUGAGACCGUCUAAGGCUUCACAUUGUAAGUUCUAAAAGUUAAUUAGGCAAAUUUUGUGAUCAUUGUGUUGAUGGUUUUGAUCAUCAUUGUUUUUGGGUUGGUAAUUGUAUAGGGAUAAGAAAUUAAAGAGCUUUUUUAUUAUUUUUACAAUCAUCCUUAAUUGUAAUUAUUCUUACAUUAUGUUAAUGUUCAUUAAAUUGUAAAUAUUUUAUUUAUACAAAAAGUGUAUAAUUAAUAUUUUGAUAUUUAAGAACUCUGGCUAUUAAUGUUUAAAUAGGCUAGCAUUCCUAUUAUAGCAAUUUAUGGAUUAUAUUUUUUUUGUGGUUGUUGGGCUCAAUAAAGUUAUCUAAAUGUCAUAAUUUUAAUGUUUAUGUUCAUUCUUCCGAUAAUAUACUCAGCCAUUCUAAUUAAUAUUGAAGAAGCAUAUAAAAAUUACAGAUAUUACGAUAAUCCAUUUAUAACUAUCUUGAUUACAAUCAUAGUUCUAAUAUGCUUUUGUUUCCUUCUCCAAGUUAAUAUUCUUAAUUGCUAUUAUAUAUCAUUAGUAGAAAAAUCUCAAUAUAUUAUUCUAGGGAAAAACAGUAAAAUAGGUGAAAUAAGAAGAUUAGUUUUAUUUAAACAAAUAGUCCCUUAUUAAACCAAAAUAAAGUGUUUCAAAAGUAUUUAGAAAUUUAUGGCAUUUUUAUACAUAUCCAAUACCAAUAAGUCGUAAUAAAUGA